This is a messenger RNA of Sclerotinia borealis F-4128, 1281 nucleotides long. NCBI's taxonomy places the organism in Eukaryota, Fungi, Ascomycota, Leotiomycetes, Helotiales, Sclerotiniaceae. The record is from the annotation of a GenBank genome assembly.
AUGGCUCCCUCUGAAAUCACAGCGCGAAAGCGCAAAGCUUCCACAGCUGCUGUAGUUCCCGCCGAUGAGGUCACAAAAGUAAAGAAGGCCAAGAAAUCUCCAAAAACUACCGAGGCCGUGAAACCCAAGAAAGUCGCAAAAGUCGCAAAGGUUGUCGAGAAGGAGGUAGAGGAGGUUAUCGAGGAACCGGUCGAAGAACCAGUCGAGGAACCAGUCGAAGAGACCGAAGCAGAGGAGCAAGAGGAGGACGAUCAGACUGAAGCUCUUUUGAAGGGUUUCGAGUCGGAUGGUGACGAAGAAGAGAAUGCUAAAGAAGGUGGACUCGAACCUGGCCAAGAAGUUCCAAACGCCCUCGAGAAACUCACCAAGAAGCAAAAGAAAGCUAUUAAGAAGGCUGCCGAAGAAGCUGCCAAUGAUCUUCCAGGUGUUGUCUACAUUGGUCGCAUUCCUCACGGUUUCUACGAGACGGAGAUGAAGGCUUACUUUUCUCAAUUCGGAAACAUUCUCAAGAUUCGUUUGUCAAGAAACAGAAGAACUGGAAAGAGCAAACAUUAUGCAUGGAUUCAAUUCGAUAGUACGGGUGUCGCAGAGAUUGUAGCCAAGACUAUGGACAACUAUCUGUUAUUCAACCAUAUCUUGAGAGUUAAAGUGGUACCUGAUGAGCAACUUCCCGAGAAUUUGUUCAAGGGUGCCAACCGCCGCUUCAAAAAGAUUCCAUGGAACAAGAUUGAGGGUCGCAGACUGGAGCAAGGUGCCGGAGAAGAGGUAUGGGAAAAGAGAAUCACCAAGGCCGAGAAGAAACGUGAGGUUGCGGCGGAAAAGUUGAAGCAGAUCGGUUAUGAAUUCGAGGCACCAAAGAUUAAGUCUGCAAAGGGUGUUUCCAAGAAGCCAGUUCCAGAGAUCGAGUCUGGUGAGGAUGAACUUGCUGGGGAUGGGGAUAUAGUCAUGGCUGUUGAGACUCCUGCUGAGAUUGAAGUCGAAGCUCCUGCACCAGCACCAGCAAAGAAGGCUGCUAAGGCUAAGAAAGCCGUGGCUGUUGAGACUCCUGCUGAGGUUGAAGUUGAAGCUCCAGCACCAGCAAAGAAGGCUGCUAAGGCUAAGAAAGCCGUGGCUGUUGAGACUCCUGCUGAGGUUGAAGUUGAAGCUCCAGCACCAGCAAAGAAGGCAGCCAAGGCUAAGAAGGUCGUGGCUGUUGAGACUCCUGCUGAAGUUGAAGUCGAAGCUCCAGCACCAGCAAAGAAGGCUGCUAAAGCUAAGAAGGUCAAGAAGACCAAGGCUUAA